CUUACAAGUUUAAUUCAUAUUCACAGUUUUUCCCCAUUAUCACACGGGCUGUUUUUUCUUAUAUUAUAAUGUAAUAAAAACGCUAACCGUAUGGGUUUGAGUGAUGAGAACUGCUUGUGAUGGUUAGUUUAAAGACCGCCGACAGCUUACUUUACGGCAAACAAGAAGCGCUGCAGUUAAACGUUCGCCAUGCAGUGGUAGCACAAAACUGGCACAAGUGAAAAUACUGAAGAAUAAAACCAUUUAAUUGUGUUAAAAAAAAGACCAAUUGUCAGGCAGCCCAGCAGACAGCCAGAGCCCUUAUGUGACCUUAUUACUUAAGUUUAAACCCGUCAGGGAACAGAUUACAUUUGUUUUCCGAUGUUUGUUGGCUAACAGUAAGUUGUGCGCAGAGCUAUUCCUAUAAGUUAAGCAUAUCUUUAAAUGUUGAACUGAGUAAAAAGGAGCAGGAGCUUCUGAACCUAGACAUGGAUAAGGAGCCAGAAACAUCCAGCACAGGCUCAAGAAGUCCAGGAGGCUUCGGUCUGUUUGGAUCUGGCCCGCAGUAUUCAAAGACAGAGCUCGCUGGAGUGCCAUUGACAGGCAUGAGUCCUCUCUCUCCGUACCUUAAUGUGGACCCCAAGUAUCUCUUACAGGAUACAGAUGAGUUUAUUUUACCCACUGGAGCGAACAAAACGAGAGGACGCUUUGAGCUGGCCUUUUUUACAAUCGGAGGAUGCUGUAUCACAGGUGCUGUAUUUGGGGCCGUGAAUGGACUUAGGAUGGGAUUGUCUGAAACCAGAAACAUGGCUUGGUCUAAACCUCGCAAUGUACAGAUCCUGAAUAUGGUGACCCGCCAAGGUGCCACAUGGGCAAACACAUUGGGUUCAUUAGCUCUGCUGUACAGCGCAUUUGGUGUGAUCAUUGAGAAAGCCAGAGGGGCAGAGGACGAUCUCAACACGAUUGCUGCUGGAACGUUAACAGGCGUUCUCUACAAAUCUCCAGGAGGUUUGCGAGGGGCAGCGCGGGGCGGGUUGGUUGGGCUGACACUAUCUGGACUCUAUGCUCUCUACAAUAACUGGGACCAUCUGAAGGGAAGCUCUCCUACCCGCUACUGAAUCUUCUGUCAAGACACUGUCAACAAAUUAGUCAAAAUUGUCAAAUUGACAAAUCAGAGUACCAAAUAAUUUCGAAGUGCAUUGCCUAUUAACAUUGAAGGAUUAGUUCACUUCAGAAUGAAAUUUUCCUAAUAAUAUACUCACCCCUAUGUCAUUCAAAAUGUUAAUGUCUUUUUUUCAGUUGAAAAGAAAUUAAGGUUUUUGGUAAAAACAUUCCAGGAUUUUUUUUUUUUUCCAUAUAGUGGACUUCAAUGGGGAUCAACGAGUUUCAAUGCAGCUACAAAGAGCUCUACACAAUUCCAGCCGAGGAUAAAGGGUCUUAUCUAGCAAAACGAUCUGUCAUUUUCUAAGAAAAAUACAAAAUUAUAUAUAUUUAACCACAAAUGCUCAUCAUGCACUAGCUCGACCUCUACGAAAUCACACAUGCGUGACGUCGGCGGAAGUACCGAACCAGUGUUUACAAAGCAGACGAAAGUCAAACGCCCUUUACAAAAAAGGUAAAACUAAUGUCGAAUGAUUUUGAAGUUAAAAGAGAAAAGACUUUUUUGCCCACUGAAGUACACAGACGAAGAACAAACCAUGCGUGACCUUACCAGCAUGAUUGCGCAUGCACAUCCUUGUGCAUUGGGCAUUUGUGAUUAAAAAAAAGUAUAUAAAUAUUUAUUUUUUGAGGAAAAUGACUGAUCAUUUUGCUAAAUAAGACCCUUAUUCUUCGUCUGGGAUCAUGUAGAGCCCUUUGAAGCUGCAUUGAAAUUACAGUUUGAACCUUUAAACCGUUGACCACCAUUGAAGUCCACUAUAUGGAGAAAAAUGUUUUCCUCAAAAACCUUAUUUUCUUUUCAACUAAAGAGAGAAACACAUGAACAUCUUAUGACAUGGGUGGGAGAAAGUGAUCAGGAAACUUUCAUUCUGGAAGUGGAACUUCUCCUUUAAAGCCAAGUUGUAAAGGUCAGUGAACCCCACUUUAAGGCUUUAAAUUCAUGACAAUCUCCUAAAAAAUCUAUAAUUUAAUACUAAACAUGAGGAAUGUUUGAAACUAUUUAUUAAAACUUAUUUUAGACAAGGGUUUGACAUAACUGUCGAUUUAAUAGUAUGUUCAUGUAACUGAAGUAGCAAAUGGUGCAGCAAGUCAUUGCUUGUUUUCAGUGUUUGUAAUACGCUCAGCAAUUGUAGAAAACUGCUGUCUGUAAUUUACCAACUGUAAGUUUAAAAACAUGCGUUUGAACAAAACUUUGCACUGGAAAUGGAUAAUGAGUGUUUACUAAAAUUCUUUGCUGUAUUAUUUGGUAAUUAUGAAUGUGCAUUAUUACAUGAAAUGAUACUUGGGCUCAUUGCCGUGUCAUUCCAUCAGCAGACACCAGAAUGUAUAUGUGGAAGUAAAUAUUCAUCAAUGUUGCUAAAGGUUCAAUAAAUCUGUGCUAUAAAAAUG
Labeo rohita (rohu) is the source of this 2526-nucleotide messenger RNA. RefSeq names its product translocase of inner mitochondrial membrane 23 homolog b (yeast) (gene timm23b). The record is from RefSeq and is a predicted model, not a curated record. The coding region runs from base 468 to 1097 and encodes 209 amino acids. Gene Ontology annotation, molecular function: transmembrane protein transporter activity. The transcript is spliced from 7 exons. Lineage: Eukaryota; Metazoa; Chordata; Actinopteri; Cypriniformes; Cyprinidae. Gene Ontology annotation, biological process: protein import into mitochondrial matrix. Gene Ontology annotation, cellular component: TIM23 mitochondrial import inner membrane translocase complex; mitochondrial inner membrane.